Messenger RNA from Aspergillus fijiensis CBS 313.89, 442 nucleotides. RefSeq names its product YqaE/Pmp3 family membrane protein. Gene Ontology annotation, cellular component: membrane. Bases 140 to 442 code for a protein of 100 amino acids. The transcript is spliced from 3 exons. The record is from RefSeq and is a predicted model, not a curated record. NCBI's taxonomy places the organism in Eukaryota, Fungi, Ascomycota, Eurotiomycetes, Eurotiales, Aspergillaceae.
CUCGAGACGGUCAGCAGCAGCAGCAGCAGCAGCACCAACACCAACACCAACACCAAACGAGUGAAAUCAACCGUGCGCUUUCGUGCUUGACUACAGUACACCCACCACACAACAACACCUAGGUCCAAUCCAGCCAAAAAUGGCCGGAACAUGCUCCAUGCUCUGCCUCAUCCUCAUCACCAUCUUCAUCCCCCCCCUCGGCGUCUUCCUGAUCUCCGGCUGCAGCGCCGAUUUCUUCAUUAACCUGUUGCUCACGCUUCUGGGCUACCUACCCGGCCACAUCCACGCCUUCUACCUGGAGUACGUCUACUACCGGAAUUCCGAUGCGGUGGCGCCGCGCCGCGCGCCGGGGGUGUAUUCGGAGCGGAUUCAGCGGGGGGCGCAUCACCACCACCAUCAGCAGCAGCAGCAGCAGCAGCAGGCGGGGUAUGGGACGAUUUAA